This is a messenger RNA of Dendronephthya gigantea, 4520 nucleotides long. RefSeq names its product calcium-dependent secretion activator 1-like. Lineage: Eukaryota; Metazoa; Cnidaria; Anthozoa; Malacalcyonacea; Nephtheidae. The coding region runs from base 296 to 3973 and encodes 1225 amino acids. The transcript has 27 exons. The record is from RefSeq and is a predicted model, not a curated record. Gene Ontology annotation, biological process: synaptic vesicle exocytosis; dense core granule exocytosis.
GUGCAAGCAAAGCAAAAUGAAUUUGUGGCGGCUGAGACCAUAUUGGAAGACUGGUUGAUCUUUGGCCAGAAUACAGGUGUUUAUACGAUGUGAAUUCUACAGAUUUUAGAAACAGAGAGAAACGGAAUGCGCUAUUGCAGAGCUAGUAAGCUUUCUCAAACAGCAUUAAACGACAGUAAUUCUCGAUGACCGCUGAUGGGUGACCUGCUUCCAAUGCAAAUCAAAACAACACCUCAGGAGGGUUUUAACUCAACAGGAACUGCAUUUUGCUGUUUUUGCAAGAGAAAUAUUGAUCAUGAUCUCAAAUUCAUCCGAUGAAGAGGACAGCGACAAUGAUGAAGUACCGGGUGAAAAAACAACGCUCAUUACAGAAAACUUGCCUGUUCCUGCAAGAUUUGUUGAUAGUCCGACUCCUUCCUUGAACAGCGAAGUGGAAGAGCAUCCAGACGAACAAGAACGCAAAGAAAAGUUGAUGCUUUACGUCUUUGUGUUACGUUGUAUUGCUUACCCUUUCAAUGCAAAACAACAAACAGACAUGACGAGAAGACAGUGUAAAAUAUCCAAGCAAGAGCUAGCAAUUAUUAAGAUACGCUUUGAACAAUUUUUGAGUGGGCAAACGUCAAUUGAAAGCGAUAAAGCGUUUUAUCUGGCAGUGAAGAGUUAUUAUGAGAUUUUUUUGAGUUCGGACCGCGUAAUAAAAAUGCUUGGCUGUGGUAGCUGUACCGCUAGUGAUUUUCGGGAGGUUUUUAAAAGCAGUAUUGAGAAACGAGUACGUAAUGUGCCUAGUGGUUUAACUAUAGAAACGAUUCUGAAUUCUUGGAUGGCAAAAUUUGACACUAUUUACAGAGGCGACGAGCGCUCGACCAUGCGAUCUCCUGCGCGAAUGACGGGUACUACUUCAACUAGUGAAAUGAUUCUCUCCAAAGAUCAACUUUAUGAAAUGUUCCAGACGAUAUUAGGUGUCAAGAAAUAUGAACAUGCGAUCUUAUAUAAUGCUUGUCAGCUGGAUAAUGCUGAUGAACAAGCAGCAUGUAUUAGACGAGAAUUACAAGGAAGAAUGGAUGUUCUUGCAAGUGGAAGUAAGGACUUACCUUCAUUUGUACACAAGAAUAUGAAAGCUAUUUAUGUUGAUGAACAAAGGAACCAAAUUAAUCAACUCAAGACAAAUCUUGACAGUUUGCCUGUUUCUAAUGUCAAAACAAAACCACUCAAAAGCACAGCUGUGAUGGUAUCUGACUUGUCAGACUGUGAGAGAAGUUUGUCUCCAUCUGAUGUUGUUUUGUCAUUUACAAUUGAAGUGUUAAUAAUGGAAGCCAGGGGGCUCAAACUUCCUGCUCAAAAGAUUGUGUAUUGUACCAUGGAGGUUGAGGGUGGAGAAAAAUUUCAAACUGAUCAAGCAGAAGCAUCAAGACCAAAAUGGGAUACCCAAGGUGACUUCACAACAACGCAUCCAUUGCCUGAAGUGAAAGUCAAGUUGCUGCUAGAGAAUAAAGGAGUGUUGGCUUUUGAUGAUAAGGAAAUUGCCAAGUUGACAUGUAAUCCCUAUCCAGGGUUUACAGAGGACUCGCGAUGGUACGAGGCUGUUCCAGUCAAGGCUGGACCACUCACGGAUAAGAUUCAAAUAAAAAUGAGAAUUAAAAUGGAUAAACCUCUCAACCUAAAAAAAUGCGGAUACAUGUAUUCGCAAGGUUUGAAUGUCUGGAAGAGAUGGAAAAAAAGAUAUUUUAUUCUUCUUCAGGUAAGCCAAUAUAAGUUCGCAUUGUGCAGUUAUCAUGAGAAGAAAGGUGAGCCUCAUGAGAUGAUUCAACUGGAUGGAUACACUGUGGAUUAUGCUGAACGCCCAGCAGGUGACGAAUAUGAGGGUGGGAAAUAUUUCUUCUGUUGCAUUAAAGAAGGCAACAGCGUGACACUUUCGACGGAUGAUGAAAUGGAAAGACAAAUGUGGGUGCAUAAGAUCUCACAAGCCACUGGACAGUCACACAGACCUGUGGCGCCAAAAACCUUGGAAAUCGGAACAGCAAAAACAAACUCCUUGACAAAACUGAUGGGAGACACAGAUCGCGCCAGGAAGUUUGGUCUGGACGAAGCAAUCCAAGCUGAUCCAUGCAAAGUAGAUCAUCACACAUUGUUUAAAUUGUUGCAAUUUCUCACCUUGGAACAUCGUCUGAAUGACACGUACUCGUGCUUGGGUUGGUUCUCACCAGGACAGUUGUUUGUUUUGGAUGAGUAUUGUUCUCGAUAUGGUGUUCGUGGAUGUUAUCGUCAUUUAUAUUAUCUUCUCAACUUACUCGACAAAGCUGAAUCUGGUAUCAUGAUUGAUUCAACAUUACUACAUUACAGCUACGCAUUCUGUGCUUCUCACGUGCACGGCAAUCGCCCGGAUGGUAUUGUGACAGUUACGACAUACGAGAAAGAAGCAUUUGAAGACGUGAAAGAAAGACUUUGGAGUCUACUCACAAAUCAGAUCAUAAAUUUUAGAUAUUCUUUUCCAUUUGGACGACCUGAAGGGGCACUUAAGGCAACCUUGUCUUUGUUUGAAAGGGUCAUGAUGAAGGAUAUUUCGACACCAGUUCCCCCGGAUGAAUUUCAGGCCGAAAUGCGAAAAUGUUUAAAAAAAGCUGCACUUGUAAACUAUACGAAAGUGUCAAAAUUUUUAAAGAUUGAAGAUUUUAGUUCACCCGACACAAAUCCCGUUGAUCGCCUUGAUGCCAUGUACCAACUGGCGGAUCAUUGUAUUGACCUUCUGCAGCAAAAUGAGGAACAUCAUGGCGAGGCAUUGGAAUGGUUCUCAACAUUAAUGGUGGAGCACACAGAACUGUUCUGGUCUUUAUUCACAGUUGAUUUAGAUGCAGCAUUGGAUGUGCAGCAUCCUGAUACUUGGGAUAGUUUCUCAUUGUUUCAGUUACUUAAUGAUUACUUCAAUAAAGAACUAUCUCUACGUAAUGGUCCAUGUCAUAUUCAUCUACAAAAUAAAUUCGCACCGCUUGUUAUCCGUUACGUCGAUCUUAUGGAAUCAUCCAUUGCCCAGUCCGUCAAUAAUGGUUUUGAGAGGGAGUCCUGGGUUCCAGUGGGAGAAGGAUGCACGUCCUCGGAAGAUAUGUUUUACAAGUUGAGUGCUUUGAAAGGAUUUAUUGAUGAUCUUCAUUGGCCAGAGAAGGAACUUGCUUCCCAUUUACGUCAAAGAAUUGAAUUGAUGUCAUCUGAUAUGAUUGAGGCUUGUGUUAUGAGAGUCCGUGAGUCGUACUCCAGUUGGAUUAAACGAGGAAGAUACGCAAUGGAUUACGUCAUACCCCAACAGAUUUGUGUCAUGUUUAAUGUGAUUGCACAGGCCAGUAAACAAGCAAAGGAUAUCUGUCAUUCAACCGCAGAAAUGAGAAUGCAGAGAGAUAGAGGAAAUCCUGCGGAGCAUUCUUAUCAUCCCGAUGUUCGUGAAUUUUUGAUGGAAACUGAAAGCUUUUUAAUCACAGAAAUCGUGGCCAAAAUUGACACUGUAUUAGAGGGGCUUCUAAAAAAGUUAUCAAGAUACGAUCAAGGAACGAUUAAAUCUCAUAUUUUUUCUCUUUCGUCUCAAACAGACGAAGCUAGGAUCAAGUAUAUUCAGUUUUGUCAAGUAAAUCUUGGACAAAUUCAAAACUCUAUUCAUGACGAUAGAUCGCGGAAAAAGCUUUUGAGAAAUUGGUAUGGUCACUUGAUGAGAUUGUUGGUAACAUGGUUAACCGACAGAAUCUCGCUGAAACUUCAUCCAUAUCAACUACAAACACUUUUUCCUUUAGUAAAGUCGUUCCCAGAGGACUUUGCGGUGUACGGCCUGAAAUCAUCACGUGUUCUACACAGUUCCAAUUAUAAACGCGUUUACAGUCGAUUGCAGGUGGAAGAGACGCUAGAGAGUGGCGAGGGAUCUAUAGUGCUAUCUAAUGAUAUUCAGGGACACAGUGAUAGUGACGAUGACUCGGAUUUUAGUGAAGAGGACUGAAGUGCAUUUAUUCUUGAGGUCAUAACUGGGCACUACGGUGUUUUUUGAUGUACCAUGUUGGUGUUGUGAUCAAUAUGAUAUGUAUGAAACGCCCACAUUCACAACAACAAUAUAAAUAUUUCAUUACACCAGUUGCUGAAUGGAAACGAGGCUUUCUAAGAGUAUAAUACACACUGCGCAUAUAUUUAACAGUUUAAUAUGUUAAUAAUUUUUAAAGGCUCAAAGCUAUAUUCAUAACUUUCAGUUUGCAAAUCUGAAUCGCUGAUGCAAAGUUUUUAUUUUUGGCUGAAGUGUUUAUUGUUCGUGACGCUGUUAUUCAAUCACUAAAAGAAGGCAAAUCCGCAACUCGAGCAGGUAUAAAACUUAUUCAGGAAACUUUGUAUAUUUUGUGGUUAGUUUACUAGAUGCCCCUUGUACCCUCUUUGGUCAAUAUGUUUUCUGUACACCCUCAUAAUAGACCAAACUUUAACAUUUCCCUUACGUGUCACGUGUGUCAAAUCUCUUAAUUGUUCAGGAAGACCACCUGGAUUCUUAUCAUUUUAAGCAC